Magallana angulata is the source of this 1329-nucleotide messenger RNA. Its product is annotated as syntaxin-like. Gene Ontology annotation, biological process: intracellular protein transport; vesicle fusion; exocytosis. Lineage: Eukaryota; Metazoa; Mollusca; Bivalvia; Ostreida; Ostreidae. The coding region runs from base 298 to 1236 and encodes 312 amino acids. The record is from RefSeq and is a predicted model, not a curated record. Gene Ontology annotation, molecular function: SNARE binding; SNAP receptor activity. Gene Ontology annotation, cellular component: plasma membrane; SNARE complex; endomembrane system. The transcript has a single exon.
UUUUUAUCUAUUGAUUUAGUAAGUGACAUUGGUACCUGAAUGCUGCAGUAUGACUCGUUUCUAUAAAUAGAACGGUGUACUCAUAGCUAUAGUUCUUAUUAAUCACUAUCACACGCCAUGGGAAGUUUAGUAAACUAGGGAUUGAGACUAUCAGACCAUGUGUAGUUGUAAUUCUGUGUUGGAUUAUGUUGAUAUAUUAAGAUAUUAUUAUAUGUGAUAGCAUUAAGAUAGAGAAGAUCAUUGAGUGAGGAGUAUAUAUUUCACGUUGUCUCGUUGUGUGGAUUCUUGUGAGAUAAAAUGCCAGUUUGGGACAGGUUACCAGAGUUUGAAUCCAAGAUGGAUCAGUAUGAAAGGGAAAGUAUGCGAGGAAAGAAAGGGAAAAAAUCAAAGAAAGAAGAGGAAGAUGAUCUGUCUUUGCCUGGGUUUCUGGAGAAAGUGAAGGGAAUGGAGGGAAAGCUGGCCCUGCUUAAAGCAGAUGUCAGCGAACUCAACAAAAUGCAGAACACUUUGUACUGCGCCCCCAAAGUGUUAGACUCAGACCUCCAGAAGAUGGAGAAUUUGGCUGAGCAGAUUUUGUCCAGCUCCAUCACUAUCAGAAAAGGCAUAGAACUGUUAUCAUCUGCUGGCUUGGACCCUAAGUCCCAGAAAAAAGGUCCGAUUCUGUCGAACGCUGAACAGAGGGUCCAGAGCCUGCAGAUAGAAAGACUUUCACAUGAACUGCGAACAACCAUGAAUGACUUCCGUAGCAGCCAAGCCAGUUAUUUGGAAAGAACUAAGGCCAGGCUAAACAAACAGAGACAAAUCAUGGGGGACCCUCAAUAUGAUGUGAACACAAACUCUGUACACCUCGACAUGAACUUUCAGAACCCAUCUGCCGUUUUCAUUGAUCCAUAUUUUCAGGAAUCCCAGAAAGCCAUCUCAGAGCUUCAAGAUCUCCAGGACCGAGAGAGAGAACUGAUCGACCUUGAGAGCCAAAUUCAUGAGGUCAGCAUGUUGUUCAAGGAGAUGCAUGGCAUGGUACAAGACCAGGGCAAUAUGAUAGACAAUAUCGAGAAACACGUUGAGCAGGCGGUUAGUGAGGUUCAGAAUGGAAAUGAGCAACUCGAGGAGGCCGUGAUCAGACAGUGUGCCGCACGGAAGAAAAAGAUCAUCUGUUUCUCCAUCCUCAUCACUGUUAUUGUCCUUGUUGUCAUCAUCAUUGUCAUAACCAUGACUAACAAUAGUGAUUCAGGAUAAAACAUUGAUUCAGAGAUUCCUGACAUUCAUACAUCAUGGACCAUGUGCAUUGAAGAAAUUCAUAAUAAAAACACAAUCUAUAUGCAGGUAUAA